This is a messenger RNA of Dermatophagoides pteronyssinus (European house dust mite), 2827 nucleotides long. Its product is annotated as receptor-type tyrosine-protein phosphatase epsilon-like. Lineage: Eukaryota; Metazoa; Arthropoda; Arachnida; Sarcoptiformes; Pyroglyphidae. The record is from RefSeq and is a predicted model, not a curated record. Gene Ontology annotation, molecular function: protein tyrosine phosphatase activity. Gene Ontology annotation, biological process: protein dephosphorylation.
UGGAAUCAGCCCCGUUUUAACACGUUCACUACAGAAUGAUUCAUAUUUGAUCCACUUUUAUGUAAAUUUAUGGUUGGUAGCCCACGAGUUAACAAUGGAACAUAAUACCGUCGAAGUUCAUGUCAACGCUGAGGAUGUCGGUGUAAAAUUCCCGAUGGAUGACAAUCAUUCAAAAUCAUCAGAUCUUCAGAAUUCAAUCGGUCAAAAAAAUAUCAAGACAGUUAAAAUUGAUGAAGCUAUUUCACAAAUGGUGCCCGACCCACCAGUAGAAUUUUUAUGCAAUAAGAUGUGUAAAUUUUCUGGUGAUAUCACUUCGAUUGGUAUGGAUACCAUCACCGAUAAUGACAAUCAAAAGAACGAUAGCUUGCCAGCUUCGAAAGAUGGUCGUGAAUCAUAUCUUUAUGCCAAGCCAAGAUAUCGUUUUCAAACAUCACACGACAAUCAUCAUUUAUCAGUUCCAUCAAUGGCUAGCACUUCGCAAACACGUCGAUCUCAUUCCAUUCAUGUGAUUGAAUCUAGCAUUAAUUCUAUUGCAUUACAUCCAACGAAAACUGUGAAAACAAAUAAUAAUGGUCUUAUUCCUAAUAAUACAUUUUCAUCGAAUACCAAUCGCCGAUCGACUAUUCAUCGUUUCACUGAAACUAGUGAUGAAUUAUACGUUCCGAAAGAAUCGUGGUUAACUAGUAUUUAUAUAAAAUUACCCAAAUCAAAAUCAUUCUGCCGUUUUCAGCUCAAAUUACUUAAUUUACCAUUGUUUGCAUCCACUGUUCGAUAUCUAGAAGAGACGGCUACCGGUGAAAAUAAAGAAAUGUUACAAAGUAAUUCAUUCCUUUAUGCUGUGUUUGAUCAAUUUGUUCCACAUAAUAGAAUUAUGGUCAAUACAUUGAGCAAACAUGUUCGACGCAUUCGGAAAUAUGAGAUAUUAGCUGUUAUUGAAUUCAAUUUUUUGCGUACAUCAUCAAAUGUUAGUGGCAAACGGAAUUCAUUUACAACUCGUCAUGCUAAUAAACGGGAAAAUUUUGGCAAAAAUUGUAAUCAAAAAUUUGUUCCUUACGAUUUUAAUCGAGUGAUACUUCAACCAAAUCCAAAUGAAAACGGUUUUGAAUCCGACUACAUUAACGCAUCACAUAUCGAUAGUUUACUGAAACCGAAUGCCUAUAUUGUCGCCCAAGGCCCAACCGAAAAGACUAUGAACAAUUUUUGGCGCAUGAUAUGGCAACAAAAUAUUCAAGUUAUUGUCAUGUUGACCAAAGUAUACGAAUUCAUAAGAGUUAUGUGCAUACAAUAUUGGCCAAGUAAAUUGGAUCAUCCAGAAUUGUUUGAUCAUCGUUUUGAAGUAACAUUAGUUGAAGAAGAUCAACUCGCCGAUUAUAUAUGUCGUACGAUGCAAAUUCGAGAUUUAUGCAACGAUGAAUUGAAUAAAAAUUUUCGAACUAUCUAUCAAUUACAGUUCCAGAGCUGGAAUAUCACUACUUGUCCGUAUUCGGACUCGAUACUUAAAUUUCGCCGACGAGUUAAACAUUAUCAGAAUCAGGCAGUGAAUGCUGGACCUCUGCUCGUUCAUUGCAGCAAUGGAUGUGGAAGAAGUGGUACAUAUGUUUGUUUGGAUGCAAAUCUGGAUCUUGUCGAUGAAGAAAGUAUUGUCGAUAUAUUCAAUUAUGCUAAAAAGCUUCGUAAUUCAAGAGCUAAUAUGAUUGAAAAUUUGGAACAAUAUAGAUUUAUUUAUGAAACAAUUGAAGAAUGGUAUAUUUGCGGUAGAACAUGGUUCGACGUCAGCGAGAUUAGUCAACAAAUAAAACAUAGAUCAGUCAAAAACAAAGCGACCAAACGAAAUGAAUAUCAAGCCGAAUUUGAGAAAUUAAUGUCCAUGACUUCCAAAUUCACCAUUGGAGAUUGUGCCGGUGGACAUCGAUUAGAAAAUCGUGAUAAAAAUCGAGAUGUUUCAAUUGUUCCUCCUGAUAAUUUCCGUCCAUAUCUAACAUCGGUUCAGUCGAUUGAUCAAUCUGAUUAUAUUAAUGCUGUUUUUGUUGAUGGUUAUUCCAGACCUCGUGAAUAUAUUGUAACUGAAUGGCCACUGAAAAAAACAAUGCAAAAUCUUUGGUCACUGAUUUAUGAUCAUGAUUGUAAUACUGUUGUAGUACUAGGCGGUGUACCGAAGAAUGAUAAAUCAUUUCAGGAAUUUUGGCCUAGAGAUUCAAAAACCUGUAAAUAUGGUCCAAUAUUUACUGUCGAAACCAUGUCGCACAAUAAUCCACCAAAGAUUGAUAGUUGGGUGUUUCGUAUAACGAAAAAACUCACCUCUCUAACCGAAUUGAUGGCUGGUAUUAAAGCUGAACCAAAAGUGGUUCAAUUUUUUGAAUUUUUAGCCUGGCCUUUUGAUUACAAAGUUCCCACUUCUACCAACGCAUUAGUCGAAUUAAUUCACAUGGUUGAACGAUGGCGACAAAGAACAAGUUAUGGUCCAGUUCUAGUGAUUUCAGGAAAUGGAAAAUCAAGAGUGGGCGUUUAUAUUGCCGCCAAUUUUGCAAUCGAACAAGUAGUUGCUCAUGGAGAAAUUGAUAUAUUUAAUGCUGUUAAAACUGUCCGACGACAUCGAUCAGCAUUGAUCGAAACAAUUAUGGAGUACAAAUAUUGCUACGAUUUAACACUUCAUUAUGUUAGCCACUAUAUGAAUAAAGAUAAUCAAGUAUUCAAAACAACAGCUAGUACUAAAAAUGCUCCAUCGUAGUGAACUCGGGAAAAUGAAAAAAAAAACUUUUCAAAUUAUGGUGAUGAACCUAAGUUUUUGAAAAAUAAGUCAUUUCAAUUUGGCGAUCUGGAUUUUACG